UGGUGAAUUGCCAUGGAAAUCAGAAGAAACCCAGACUUACUUGUUUUUAUUUAAGACAUUCAGACUUCUAAACCACCUGGUGUCAAAUGUAUCUGCCAAAGUCAGCAGGCCAACAAUCUGCUGAGUGUGUGAAGAAGAAAUGUCGUUUGAAGACAGGAUCGUACAUUUACUCACAUAUUUAAGAACCGAUUUUAGGAGUCCGAGGUCUGGUACCUACAGGACCUCAGUAACUGAACAUGGACCUGAGAACAAAAAUGCUGCCAUAGUCAAGCUUAAGAGGAUACUGAAACCCAUCUGGCAUCUUGUUUUGAUCGGAAUUCUGAGCGGGAUCCUCGUCAUGGUGGUAUUAAUCAUCAUCAUCGAGUGGAACACCAAGCAAAACAUGAUAAUGAGUAUAGAGCAGGUCAAAGAGGAGAUGAAGACCAACACCGAGAAGCUGCUAGAGGAGAAAAGCAGGAUUUCAGAACAGCUGAACUUAACCAACACAAACUUCUCCAUUCUGAUGGCGGAGUAUGAACGGCUGUUUCUCAAAUAUCCGUGCAAUUAUACCCUGCUGGAGAAGAAAGUCACCAGCCUGCAUGGGGUUUUGAGCAACGCUUUAAAAUCUAAAGAAAAGGUUGAGAGGGAAGUCAAGCAGCUGACGGCCCAAAUAAAGUCUACCCAGAAAAAUGACCAGCUUACGGAGCUGGAGAACAAGAAACAGCGUUCGUUCCUGUCCUCCAAGCAUCUCGACUACAUCUGGGAUCUUUGUGACCGGACCACGCUGCAGUGCUCCCGCUGCCUGCCGGGGUGGACGGAGCAUGCUUCCCGGUGCUUCCUCCUGUCCAACGUGGAGAAGACCUGGGAAAAUGCUCGCGUCGAUUGCCUCAACUACAAAGGGGACCUAGCUGUCGUCCUGAACGCCACAGACCAGGCGUUCCUGACGAACCUGACGUUCCAGUUUAAAAAGGCAAAUCCCCGCAUGACCUUCCACUCAGCGUGGAUCGGGCUGCAGGACAUGGUCAAGGAAGGAGACCACAUCUGGGUCAAUGGCGAGAGAAUCAAAUCGGAUGUCAUAUACUGGAGACCUGGCGAGCCCAACAACGCCAUAGCUGAUUGGGACACUGAGAAAGCCGGUCAGGACUGCGUGUCCAUUCUACCACCAGAUGAGGUGGGACCUGAGGGCUGGUUGAACAGCUGGGAUGACAUUAGUUGUGUUGGGAAACGUCACUACAUCUGUGAGACUGAUGCCCUGAUUUUGACCUAGGAUGGAAGAAGUCCUGUUUUAAUCUGGCCACAAGACACAUGUGGGAGGAAAUAGUCGGGUCAGAGAGUCUGAAAUGUAUCUUUCUUGUUAAAAAAGCACAAAACUCUGAACUCUGAGUGAAAGAUUGUGGGGGCAGCAUCAUGCUGUGGGGAUGAGAUGGAGUAAUGAGAUGGUAGAUGGAGAUUUAAAAAAUGCAUUCUAUACUCUAAGAAAAUCUAAAAUUACAGAAGAAGCAAAAGAAAAAAAAAAAAAACAGACCUGUAAUCGAAUCCCAGCUAACUGUUCCUGGUCAGGAAGCUGGUGUUUGCACUUCAGCACAGCUACCGGAUACAGGAAGUUAGAAAAGUUGAAA
Molecule: messenger RNA, 1598 nt
Organism: Xiphophorus hellerii (green swordtail)
Lineage: Eukaryota; Metazoa; Chordata; Actinopteri; Cyprinodontiformes; Poeciliidae
Product: low affinity immunoglobulin epsilon Fc receptor-like
Exons: 2
Coding region: 140-1246 (368 amino acids)
Source: RefSeq, a predicted model, not a curated record